AUGCCUGGUAUAACGACUGACUUUUACUCUUGUCCGUUGUUGGCUGGUUUUCUUCGCGUAGCCCACGUCCUGCUCUUGCCUGGUUUAAAUUUUUCAGCUGGAAAACUACUUUCUUCCAUCUGUAAGACAGAUGAGCAAGGCAUCGCGGGCAUGAUGAAGAACAGAAGAGCGGCCAACAACACGCUGAACAGUCCUGUCGUGGUUCACGCUGGCGCCAGCGAGCACGUCUCGGACGAAAAGAUCCUGCAGUUUCUGUCUGCGUUCAUCAAAGAACGUGAGGACGAAGCAGACGCCGACACGUCUGGCGCCUUAGCACAGUUACGGAGGAUCGAACGGGACUUCAAGGGCCUGCCUCCAACGGUUCUCGAGUCGUGA
Messenger RNA from Lachancea mirantina, 375 nucleotides. NCBI's taxonomy places the organism in Eukaryota, Fungi, Ascomycota, Saccharomycetes, Saccharomycetales, Saccharomycetaceae. The record is from the annotation of a GenBank genome assembly.